This is a messenger RNA of Sitophilus oryzae (rice weevil), 1012 nucleotides long. RefSeq names its product vesicle transport protein GOT1B. The record is from RefSeq and is a predicted model, not a curated record. The transcript has 5 exons. Gene Ontology annotation, biological process: retrograde transport, endosome to Golgi; endoplasmic reticulum to Golgi vesicle-mediated transport. Gene Ontology annotation, cellular component: endoplasmic reticulum; membrane. Lineage: Eukaryota; Metazoa; Arthropoda; Insecta; Coleoptera; Curculionidae. Bases 303 to 725 code for a protein of 140 amino acids.
GUCAAACAUGAGAAAUGUCAAAUGUCAGGCAAAAAAAUAAAGUGAAAUUUUUAUUUAAAAAUUUGUUUUUUAAAUAAAAACUUCAUUAAAAUUAACUCAGUUGUUUACUACCUUUCUUGUAAUGUUUUUCUAAUAGUUUUUAGCUUAAAUAACACAUUUCCUAUAAUAAAAUAAGAAAAAAAGUGAAUAUAAUAAAGUUACAACAGUAAAUUAAUGACGUGUAAGAGAGAAAUUGGGUUAUGUUUAUUAAAAACCACAAAAUAUUGAGAAUCCCUGAAUUGUUGUCUUAAAAAGACUGCAAAAUGUUUGAAAUAUCAGAUACACAAAAAAUUGGUGUAGGCUUGGCAGGUUUUGGAGUAUUUUUUCUAUUCCUGGGAAUGUUACUGUUGUUCGACAAGAGUUUACUAGCAUUAGGAAAUAUCUUAUUUAUAGCAGGAUUAGCAGCAGUUAUAGGACUGGAAAGAACAUUCAGAUUUUUCUUUCAAAGGCACAAAAUAAGGGGCAGUAUAGCGUUUUUUGGUGGUAUUGUGAUAGUGUUAGUCGGUUGGCCUAUGGUGGGCAUGAUUUUUGAAGCAUAUGGCUUUUUCUUACUUUUUAGUGGUUUUUUCCCAGUUGCCAUAAACUUUUUGAGAAGGGUUCCUAUUCUAGGAACAAUUUUGUACUUACCUGGAAUUAGUAAGUUAGUUGAUAAAUUGGCUGGGGACUCCAACAGAACAACAGUAUGAGUAAAUAAAUGUUUUUUGAAUGAGUAUGGAUGGAAUACUGUGGUAUAUGUCAACUGUGGUGUACGGACAUUAUUAUUGAAUGUGUAUAUAUUAUUAUUAUUGUGAAUUUAGGUAAUAUUUUGUUCAGAUGCAGCAAACAUAACUAUAUAAUUAUAAGGACAUUAAAUUGUAUUUUAUUUAUAUUUUGUAAAACAUACCAUUAAAAUGUCUGAUAAAAUUAUUUAGUUUACAAUUAUUAUCUUUAUGAUUUUUUGUAUAUAAUUUGAUAAUAAACAGCAAUAAUGGUG